AUGGGAGGGGUGGCAUCGGCGAUGCCUUCAAUAAGGAGCGCCAGGCCACCUCCCAUAGGCGGUCAACCACAUCAAAAACGUCGUCCGAAACUCCCGUCUGUUGACCUGCAGGAGGCGCUUGAUCUCAUCGCAAAUUCGAAAGCAGCAAUUGUUUUCGAUGGACCGGAUGAGAGAAUUGCUUCAGUUGGUUAACAUUCGAAUUCAAAUUCAUAAUUUUUUUUUAAAGCAUGUGAGUAUCAUCGAAGAAGCCAAAACUGAAGCUGGGAUGACCUUUGAAAUUGCGAAAAUACGCGUCAAUGAAGAAUCUCGGAAGCGCUUGAGCUAUCUGACGCUGCAUGAGUCAUGGCCACUCGUUUACAUCAAAGUACGGGGUUUUUUGGUUAAAUCUAAAUCAUCAUCUUAUGUGCAAUUAUUUUAAUUAUUAUCGAGCUUGUAAUUAAAAAAAAACGUUCUAGGGUGAUCCUGUAGGCGGUAUAGAACAUCUGAAGAAAAUAGCCGAAACAAAAGUGUUGACUGAAUGGCUGAAGGACCAUUCCUACGACUUGAUUGUCAUCGGCGGUGGCUCCGGAGGCCUGGCUGCUGCGAAAGAAGCUGCAAGGUGCCCAUUCUCUUGUAUUUUAUUUUAGCUAUGAGAAUGUUUAUGGAAAUGACACGCCAAGCAAUAAUUUUUUCAUGUGGAGGCUUUUACAGGCUUGGGAAGAAGGUUGCCUGUUUGGACUUUGUGAAGCCAUCGCCUGUCGGAACCACGUGGGGAUUGGGCGGAACCUGCGUCAACGUCGGUUGCAUUCCUAAGAAGUUGAUGCAUCAAGCGUCGCUUUUAGGCCAUUCAAUUCGUUAGUUUUGAAUUAUUUUCAUUCUUCUUGCCUAUUUUUAAAUUUUUUUUUUAAAACAGAACUAGUUGUUUUCUUCCUGGCAAAGAGUAAUCUCUAAGAUUUUUUUUGUCGUUUUGUUAGUCACACGGUUUUACUUUCGAUAUAUUUUCUAGUGAUACUCCGUCAUUUUUAUAAUAUAAAUCUUUCUCCCCGGCUAAACUUUUGAAUUGAUUUCCUGAUUACCAUUGUAUCAUUCUGGUAGAUAUUCAGAUGACGCAAAGAAGUUCGGAUGGAAAAUACCGGAGGGCGAAGUCAAACACAGCUGGAGUUAUCUACGAGAUUCAGUUCAAGAUCAUAUCGCCUCGCUCAACUGGGGCUACCGAGUGCAACUACGCGAGAAACUUGUCACUUCCUUCAUGUUUAUCACCCAAUUCAUUACAAAUUUUUAGGUUACCUACGUCAACUCUUAUGGGAGAUUCACCGGCCCCUUUGAAAUCACAGCGACCAACAAGAAAGGAAAAGAAGAGAAACUGACGGCGGACAGGUUCUUAGUGGCGACCGGCCUCCGACCCAAGUAUUCGGAAAUCCCUGGAGCUAUGGAAUAUUGCAUCACAAGGUUCCUUUCAUUUUAAAUGAAUCCUCUAAUUUGUGUGGACGGAAUUUCGUUGGAGUCUCCGUGCCUUUUUAUAAAAUCAGUUUAUGAUUAUGUAAAAUUUCGGCACAUUUUUAUUAAAUAAAACAAACAGCAAAAAAAAAAAUCGUAUAUCCUGUCCGAGGUUCAAUAUUUACGACGUUAUCAACUUUCUAUUCCUAACACCAAGUUUUUGAUUGCUGUCCAUAAAAAUUGUCUUGAGCGACGAUCUGUUUUCCCUGGCCUACGAGCCUGGCAGGACGUUGUGUGUUGGUGCGUCGUACGUUUCUUUGGAAUGCGCUGGUUUUUUGCAUGGCCUCGGCUAUGACGUCACGGUCCGUUUCUCUCCUCAUCCCUCUUGAAAUCAAAUAAUUUCUUUACAAAAUUAAAAUGAUUAAGGUUAUGGUACGAUCAAUAAUUCUUCGCGGUUUCGAUCAGGACAUGGCGGAGCGCAUCCGAAAGCACAUGAUUGCCUACGGCCUCAAGUUUGAAAGGUUCGCUUACUUUGUUGAACUUUCCAAUUUGAAAAACUUUUCAGUGGAGUUCCGAAAAGGAUAGAAGAAAUUGAGCCGAAAACAGAUGAAAAAGCCGGUCGAUUGAGGGUUUUUUGGGAUCGAAAAGGCGAAGAUGGGAAGACAGAAGAAGUCAGCGAGGAGUAUAACACGGUACUGUACGAAAAACGAUGUUUCGUUUAUAAGUUGUUCAAGGUUUUGAUGGCGAUUGGGCGACAAGCGAUGACAGAUGAUUGCGGUCUUGAUCUGAUUGAUGUGAAAAGAGCCGUCGGAGGAAAGGUUGUGCCAUGAAAAUUAUUGUUCUUUGCUAGAAAAAAACUGCGUAACAGACAAAGUUGAAUCCGUUCGAACAAUCAGGGGAUUUCCUAGUGUUCAAACUUUUUGACUUGUUUCCAUUUCUCACGCAAGAACUUCGCCUACUUAGUUCGUUAGAAAAUUAUGCUUGAAGAAGUAGAGAAAAUUUUCAUAAAAAGUUUGGAAAAAAACAUAGUUGUUAGAAGAAAACUCAACGGGAUUUUCAAAAAGUAAUUUACAUUCAAAGGAAUAUUUUUUUCAACUGCGGCAGUUUUACCUAUGCUCUUCGUAGUUUAAAAAGCUUUUUAUGAAUAAACUAUAUGUAAAAUGCGAUAAAAAUCAAUGGAAAACUUAUUUAUUGAUUCACGCUACAGAAAUUUGAAGCAGUUAAAAUGCGAAAAAAACGGUGAGGAAAAAUUAUAAUUUGAAAAAAUCUAAAUAUGAAGUAAGAGUUUUUCAAAUUGAAAUGAUAGUCUAGUCACUGAGGGUACCGUAAGUCGUUCGCGUCAAUCGUGUUUUUAUUGAUUGUCGAAACACGACUUAUUUGUUUCCAAUUGUGCUUUGAAUUUAGAAGCUCAUUUACUGAUUCACUUCAGGUAAUCGGGCGUCGCGAGCAAUCGAUAAGCUGUCCUUACGUCUACGCGAUCGGCGACGUGCUCGAGGCGACUCCAGAACUGACGCCAGUGGCGAUUCAGGCUGGUCGCGUCCUCAUGAGACGCCUCAUGAGCGGAGCCGAUGAAUUGGUUUGUUUUCUCGCUGCCAAACCUGCAGGGUUAUCUUCUCAGACCGAGUAUGACGAAAUACCAACUACUGUUUUCACGCCUCUGGAGUACGGCUGCUGCGGACUAUCUGAGGAGGCAGCUGUGGCGAAAUUCGGAAAAGAGAACGUGAUCAUCUACCACAACGUCUUCCUCCCGCUGGAGUACACAAUCGCCGAACGGAUGGAUAAAGAUCAUUGCUACCUGAAGCUGAUCUGCUUGCGCAAUGAGAAGGUUUGUUUAAUUGUUGUAUCCUGCAUCUGACAUGCUCAAUUUCUCAGGAGCGUGUAGUCGGCUAUCACAUCUUGACGCCGUGGGCCGGAGAGGUCACUCAAGGGUUCGGAAUCGCGCUCAAGCUGGGAGGAACAAAGGCCGAUUUCGACAGGCUCAUUGGGAUCCAUCCAACCGUAGCUGAGGCUUGUUUUUACUCAGCUUGAUAUCAAUAGAGCUUUGGUUUCUUUUUUUGCAUCCGGAGUUUUUUUUUGUCACUUUUAUGGGAGUGGGAACCAUAUUUUUCUCAAAAGUUUACGAAAAGAAAACGUUGAUUCUGAGGCGCACUGCAUAAUUUGAUUAAGAAAACAGCUUUCUUCGUUUUAUAUUCAAAAUUUAAAGGAAAUUUGAAGAUACAUAAAAUUCUUUGCGCAAGUGUUCACUUAGGGUAUGCCAGUUAUUGUGCCUCCUCACAAAAUUAUCUAGAAAAACGGUUUUAUACAUCACGACUGCCGGAAAAAUCAGUUUUCAAUCUCUAACAACAUCAAUUUCUAGAACUUCACGACGCUGACGCUGGAGAAGAAGGAAGGCGAUGGUGAACUGCAAGCGAAUGGUUGCUGA
This is a messenger RNA of Caenorhabditis auriculariae, 3838 nucleotides long. The record is from the annotation of a GenBank genome assembly. Lineage: Eukaryota; Metazoa; Nematoda; Chromadorea; Rhabditida; Rhabditidae.